CUCCCCGCUGUGUGUACGCGUGGUGAGCGGCGCGUGAGGUAGUGAAGCUCCCACGCCCUGGUGCUACUACAGCAGUGACAUGUGUUAAACAAGAUACCUGGUGAAGAGGUUGCCUAGAGUCAAGUGUAAACUAGUGUGUGUAAGUGUAAAGCAAUAACAGUGACAACAAUAAUGCUUCAGGGUACCAUGUUAACGACAGUGAUGGUGGCGAUGGUGCUCGUGGCACUCCUGGGACACAGUGCCACUGGGGCCGCCUUACAACAACAGCAUCAACACCGUCACCAACGAAGACGGGACCACGUAGCCCACCUACAGGAUACCGUCGACCGCCUCCUCCUUCAGCAGAAAAUAGACCGUAUACUCCUCGAUAACCUGCAGAAGGCGGUGCACGAUAUUCAAAAUAGUAAAAUUAGCGUUGGUGGAGGGUCACACGACGCCCCAACUGAAGCAGAGUCCACCUUCUCAGCCUCCAUCAAGGUGGUGGAGGCGGAAGGACUCGCCCUGGCUACCCUAGGGGAGAGGGUGAAGGAGAUGAGAGGGACAAUGACGGAGGCGAUACAGUCAGAGGAACACCGUGACGACAUGACCCAGCUGAGACAGGAGCUCUCCUACCUCAGGUCAGAGGUCCAAAGGUUGAAGGCGACGAGAGCCUCUGAGGGUGAAGCCAGCGCCGCUCACGUCCAGGCUCAGGAGCAGAGAGAGUCUGUGACGGCGGCGUGGGCGGUGGAUAACGUCCGUCGUCUUCAGGAUUCUGUGGCUGAGCUGCAACAGUCACUCAACGUCACCCAGGCCUUCCAUGACAAACAGGAGGUUGAGUCCCGCUUGCUGGUGCUGACGAAGGACGUGAGUGCCCUCAGAGGGACCCUGGCGGCCGUGACCUCCAAAGCGGAGGCUGCGGCAGCCACGUCAACGGCACUACAGGAGGAACUGACCAGGAUGGCAGACGACCAACACCGCAUGGCUGGCCAGGUCGGAGCCUUGAGCACUGAGGUGACUUCUAUCCGUGAGGACUUCAACGACCUUCUGAAGGCUCUGCCGGAAGGGACCGUGGCGGGCACCCCUGUGUCGUCUUCCCCACCAGGAGACAAGAAGGCUGUGGGAGGCGCUACAGAAGGUGUGGUGGCGGCGGUGGCUCGUGCCUCACAGGGUCGUCAGGCAAAGCGCAUCUCCGCCCUGGAGCAGCGCGCAGACAGCUUCGACUUUGCUCUCACUCGCUCCCAAAAGAAGUUGUCGUCGUUGUCUCCUGGCUCAGGGAGUGACGAACGACUGGCUGAGGUGGCUGAGGCAGAGCGACAACUGGAGACUAAAGUGGAGGCCGCGACGACAGGCGUUGGGGAGGUGAAGUCGUCCUCCGUCAAGUUACUUGCCGCCCUCGAGGAUCUAGAGGCCAGGCUGGAGAAAGAGGUAACGGAGAUGAAGCAGGAGGUAGCUAAGUUGGAAUUCACAGUGGCCCAGUCAGCGGCGGAGAGACAGAAUGGUGAAGACGACGCCCGCGUAGCUCACGACGACACCUCCGCCCUACGAACAGACUUGCAGGCUGUAUCCAGACGCCUAGACCAACUCAACCUCAAGACGGCUGCUAUAGAGGGACGCAAACUCGACGACGAGGUUUCUGUUGCCCAAUGUCGCACGCAACAACUAACCCUCGACCUCAGAAUGAACGACACUUUAGAACGCUUACAGCAUGUUGAGGAACGUUUACGUCGUUCUCACGCUCAAGGUGGACACAGUCAUUACCUCAGGCCGUGGAGGGACUCGGUUGACGAUACUUUGAGGGAGGUGAAGAGAAAGCGUCGCGACCUGUCACCGAGUGGCUAGUGCCAGAAGGGAGGGUGAGGACGGGGCGGGGAGCUGUGUGCCUUCCAUAUCAACCCCAUACACAUACAACCUCACAGUACUGCUAUUAACACAGAAAAAACCUUUGACACAGAUUAAUCUAGCCCCAAUGUCUGUCUCUGUGUCGUCUGCACCUACAACACAACUACUCGCAUAACCUUUUAGUGCCUGUUAUUUGUACAAGAAAAAAGAGGAAAAAUUCUUCAUAUACUCUGUCGCAGCUCUGUACUACACCAGCUCUACCGAUCGUCUCCUUACUUCACUUACUUAUUGAGUUACCAAACACACUGUCCCUCUCUUCCCCCUGUACCUCUCGACCUUUCCCCUCCAUCAAGUUGUCCCUUAGUUAUCCCUCCUCUCCUUACGUCUUCCUGCUACCUCCACUUUUUCCCCACCGCUUCCCGCCACGGCCCUCCUACCUUCUUCACUGUCCUCCACAGCUUUCCCACAGCUUCCACUGCCCUCCCUCCCUCCUUCACCUCUUCAACGUAGUGCCUGAAUGAACGUUUUGGUCAUCAGUUCCUAGUCACAGGAGAAAAAGGAUGAAAUAUAUAUAAUUAUUAAAUUGAAUGAAGAUUUAUGUAAAGAUGCGUCUUUUUUAACUUAGCUUGAGUCCCCCAAAGAACUUUGUUUCAACACUAUUUAUAUGUAACAACUUUGAAGAGUGAUUUAACUUCUUAAGUAGGAUUCUAAGUAGUAUUUUGUUACUUUAAGUAGUCGAGAAGUAUCCCCAAUCAGUGCUCCAUAUUAUGCCUCUGUUGAUAUAAUCAUAGAUGACGACAGAUAGAGUAAGUAUAAUCAGGUGAAGAAGAUUGUGUUUCACUGGCUCACAGAAGCUACGACUAACACUGUCACAACGCCAUGAAACAAAUGUGGUUUUUGGGGAAGUUCAAGCUCAAUAAUAGUGUAUAUGACGGUAGAAUUAAACCAGUAUUAUAUGCCAAUUACAUGUAAACCAUUGUAGUCCCGUGUCCAAUGUCCAAUGUGUCCACUGUAUAUUGUGUGCGUUGUCCAUUGUGCCCAAUGUCUAAUUCUAACGUCUAAUAAAUUCAGUAUUGUCCAGAGCCUAUUGGGUCCAAUGUUUAUCGCGUUCAAUGUCAGGUGUACCCAGUGUCUAUUGUGUCCAAUAUUCAAUGUCUAAUGUCCAUUGUGUUAUGUGUGUAAGACACAUUAUCUCUGAUCUCGAACAAGAAUUAUAUAGCUAAAGACCCACCUCCAGGGGAAACAGCGGCGACUCACAGGGAAACUAACGUAAAAUAUAUAUUAUUUUAUUGCCAUAUAAAUUAGGAUGGUUAUAAACUAAACUAAAUUCUACUUACUCCUACGGUCCUUAGCGACUGAUACAAUUCUGUGUAAGGUGAUUGUCUAGAAUUUUGAGUUGCAACUAAUCAACUUCAAGAAAUUGUGAUGGUUGCUAAGGACUUCAAGAGUGGGUGGAUCUUAGCUGGUAAAUCGAUUGGUUUAGGUCCUCCAGGACCCCCUUCAAUGUGUCCUACAAGUUGGAUUUUCCUGACUGUGGCCCAGAGUGCUUCUCCUGCUGGUGGUGGUGACGGGUGUUGCCUGAAGUGUCUUGGUGGUGUAACAGCAGCAGUAAGCUACAAAAGACUGUCUGUCUCGGUCCUUGUACAUAGUGUAUAUAUCUACGUUCCCUGUACAGAAUAUUUUUAUAUGUUGAAUAAAAUUGAUCGUGGUUGA
Messenger RNA from Homarus americanus (American lobster), 3531 nucleotides. RefSeq names its product paramyosin-like. The record is from RefSeq and is a predicted model, not a curated record. NCBI's taxonomy places the organism in Eukaryota, Metazoa, Arthropoda, Malacostraca, Decapoda, Nephropidae. Bases 172 to 1818 code for a protein of 548 amino acids. The transcript has 6 exons.